AUGUGCCGACUUUGCAAUACCCUGUGCAACUGCGACGGUGCUGCCGGAAACCCCGACAACACCGAAGAUAAGGCAGCCGAGCCGAUUCCAGAGCUCGUAGUCAAGCCUGCUGGCGAUGGCUCAGCUGACACCUUGGAAGCUGCAAACACAGCCCCCGAUACAGUUACGCCUGCCGACAUGGACGCAGCUACUCGAGCCGUCAACUUCUCUGCCACAUCUACAGCCCACGAACCCGACGGGACCUCUGCCGAGAUUCCAACUCAUUCACCUGCCCCGUCUGUAAACUCCAACCACUCCGUCCACUCGAACCACUCGAGCAGCUCAAGCUCCAGUUCCUCUGACACCUCUCGUGUCUCCGGCAACAAUAAGACUCGAAGACCUCAGACCAUCCCUGUUACCCAGCCUCCCGCCACGCAGCCCAAGAACGAUCAAGCUUCAACCACAGCGACUGCCGACGCGGCUGCCGACGCGACUGCAUCGGCAACGCCCGAUCCUGAGCCCGAGCAGCAGCAACGACCUCGACAUCCCCCGGACGUGCCUUGCAACCCGUACUCAUUCAUUCCUCAGGCAGCGCUCCAGACAUUCCCCCCUCUGAUGCCCCUGCACCCGACCACGCCCAUCCCGUUCAUGAACAUGAAUCAACAACAGUACACCUUUGUCCCGGCUGCGCAGCCGCAGCAGCAGCAGCCUCAGGGUCCGUACAUGUGGUACAAUCCCCCGAUCAUGGGACCGGCCCCUACUGCAGCUCCGAUUCCGCAGUACGCGGCCGGCACCUCGCCUUUCUGGAGCAACAACUCCUACUACCUCAGCAACCCGCCGCAGCAGCAGCCGAUGCAGGUCGGACAGCAGCAGGUGUACGUCAUGGCCAACCAGCAAGUGCCGAUGCAGCAGGUACCUGUCCAGCAGCAGCCCGUCUACAUGGUCGAGCAAGGCUACGCCGUCCCGCAGCCCCAGCCGCAGCAGGUUCCGUAUACGGUGAACGGCGCGACAGGUCCGAUUGUCUACUACCAGUAA
Anthostomella pinea is the source of this 1014-nucleotide messenger RNA. The record is from the annotation of a GenBank genome assembly. NCBI's taxonomy places the organism in Eukaryota, Fungi, Ascomycota, Sordariomycetes, Xylariales, Xylariaceae.